AUGCUCAAUUCUACUGCAGAGAACGAAUUCCUGCUUACAAGAUUUUCUGAUGUGUGGGAGCUCAGAGUCUUGCACGCCAUGCUCUUCCUACUGCUGUACUUGGCAACCCUGAUGGGGAAUCUUCUCAUUGUCACAGUAACCAGCCUGAACAAGAAUCUUCACACCCCCAUGUACUUCUUCCUCAGAAAUCUGUCUGUCUUAGACAUGUGUUUCAUUUCUGUCACUGUACCCAAGGCCUGUGUCACUUUUCUCACUGAAAACAGGACCAUUUCAGUGGCUGGGUGUGCAACUCAGAUAUUCACGGUCAUUUUCUGUGGGUUUGUGGAGGUGAUGUUCCUCACCUCCAUGGCCCGUGACCGCUGUGUGGCCAUCUGCCAGCCCCUCCACUACCCUGUGGUCAUGAACCAUCGGGUGUGUGUCCAGAUGACACUGGCCUCAGUACUCAGUGGUGUGGUCUAUGCAGGAUUCCACACUGGAAACACAUUCCGGCUGUCCUUCUGUCAGUCCAACGUGGUCCAUCAGUUCUUCUGCGACAUCCCCUCUCUGCUGAAGCUCUCCUGCUCUGACACCUUCGGCAAUGAAAUUUCAAUUUUUUUCACUACAAUGUUGAUUGAGGGGGGCUGCUUUGCCUUUAUUACCAGGUCUUAUGUUUACAUAUUUUCUGCUGUGCUCAAGUUUCCAACCAGCAGAGAGCGGGGAAAAGCCUUUUCCACCUGUGUCCCUCACAUCCUCGUGGUGACCGUCUUCCUCAGCUCAGCGGCUGCUGUGUAUGUGAAGCCAACCUCCACCUCAUGCACAAUUCAGGACAUGGUCACCUCUGUGUUCUACAGCAUAGUCCCUCCUUUCCUGAAUCCUAUAAUCUAUAGUCUUAGAAACAAGCAGAUAAUAGAGGCUACGAAGAAAAUUAUGAAGAGAAUGCUUUAUUCAGGAAAGUAG
This is a messenger RNA of Choloepus didactylus (southern two-toed sloth), 936 nucleotides long. RefSeq names its product olfactory receptor 14C36-like. NCBI's taxonomy places the organism in Eukaryota, Metazoa, Chordata, Mammalia, Pilosa, Megalonychidae. Gene Ontology annotation, biological process: G protein-coupled receptor signaling pathway. The coding region runs from base 1 to 936 and encodes 311 amino acids. The transcript has a single exon. The record is from RefSeq and is a predicted model, not a curated record. Gene Ontology annotation, cellular component: membrane. Gene Ontology annotation, molecular function: G protein-coupled receptor activity; olfactory receptor activity.